AUUUUAAGCGAUAAUUUAUGUUUUUAAUUGCUCCCAAUGGGGGACUUAGAUUGUCUUCCGAUGAUUUCGUUUUACGAAGUCGGUGAUCACGUGAGUGUGGUUACAUUGAUGAUCCUCCAUUCAACUUCUGCAAGUUAGCGAGGUCAGUUGAGUUAAUUAGCUGCCUCCGUUGACGGUGGCCACAGCUUCCUCCGUCAAUUUCAUUCCAGGUGCGCUCUACCAAUCUUUAGGGCUCGAUUUUGCUCUUUUUAGGCUCGGUUUUCCUCUCUAGAUAAUUCUUUGCAGAUUUUUUCCUUCCUUCAAGAACAAGAAGCCAAGAGGAGAAGACUGUUGAAGGAUUUGAAACAAGUUGAAAGAGUGCUAUCAAAUCAAGAAGUUUUGAGUGUUGUAUAGGUUCUCCAAAUGGAGGAGCACCAGAAAAAGGAGAGGAACAAGUACAGUAUAAUUAUCCCCACCUACAAUGAGCGUCUCAACAUUGCCCUUAUUGUCUAUCUCGUCUUCAAGCACCUCCAGGAUGUUGAUUUUGAAAUAAUUGUUGUGGAUGAUGGGAGUCCAGAUGGGACUCAAGAUAUUGUAAAACAGUUGCAGCAAGUUUACGGUGAAGAUCGCAUUCUAUUACGAGCUAGACCUAAGAAGCUUGGUUUAGGGACAGCUUAUUCUCAUGGCUUGAAGCAUGCAUCUGGCAAUUUUGUUGUAAUUAUGGAUGCUGAUUUAUCACACCAUCCAAAGUAUCUUCCGAGCUUCAUCAAAAAACAGAUGGAGACUGGUGCAAGUAUUGUUACUGGAACCCGAUAUGUUAGAGGUGGUGGUGUGCAUGGGUGGAAUCUUAUGCGAAAACUGACCAGUAGGGGAGCCAAUGUUCUCGCACAAACGCUAUUGUGGCCUGGUGUAUCAGAUUUGACUGGAUCUUUCCGGCUUUAUACGAAAUCUGUCCUGGAAGAUGUCAUUAACUCAUGCGUUAGUAAGGGUUAUGUCUUUCAAAUGGAGAUGAUUGUCAGGGCUUCCAGAAAAGGCUAUCAUAUUGAAGAGGUUCCUAUUACUUUUGUUGAUAGAGUAUAUGGAAGUUCAAAGCUUGGCGGAUCUGAAAUUGUCGAAUACCUAAAAGGCCUGGUGUAUCUUCUAAUGACAACUUGAUGUGCGCCAGAAGUAAUUAUCCAUAGCUUCUUCUUACCCAGUUUUUGCUGAUUAUCUGAAUGAGCUUCUCGAUCUAAUUUUAAAAUGAGGAUACAGAUCGGGCUACAGAUGUUUUUCUUUCUGUAAACGGUUUGCCAUCUUGGCAGUUUUAAAACAGUAUAUCUUGAAUUUUUUUUUUUUUGAAGUAAUUGAGGAGUUCCAUGAUAUUUACGGAUUUUU
Malania oleifera is the source of this 1353-nucleotide messenger RNA. RefSeq names its product dolichol-phosphate mannosyltransferase subunit 1. The transcript has 10 exons. NCBI's taxonomy places the organism in Eukaryota, Viridiplantae, Streptophyta, Magnoliopsida, Santalales, Ximeniaceae. Gene Ontology annotation, cellular component: endoplasmic reticulum membrane. Bases 403 to 1134 code for a protein of 243 amino acids. The record is from RefSeq and is a predicted model, not a curated record. Gene Ontology annotation, biological process: protein O-linked glycosylation via mannose; GPI anchor biosynthetic process. Gene Ontology annotation, molecular function: dolichyl-phosphate beta-D-mannosyltransferase activity.